Molecule: messenger RNA, 5052 nt
Organism: Puntigrus tetrazona (Sumatra barb)
Lineage: Eukaryota; Metazoa; Chordata; Actinopteri; Cypriniformes; Cyprinidae
Product: radixin
Exons: 15
Coding region: 985-2715 (576 amino acids)
Biological process (GO): positive regulation of early endosome to late endosome transport; positive regulation of protein localization to early endosome; regulation of organelle assembly
Cellular component (GO): cytoskeleton; apical part of cell; adherens junction
Molecular function (GO): actin binding; cell adhesion molecule binding
Source: RefSeq, a predicted model, not a curated record
CUUAGUGUAAACAGGACAAAUUGAUACUAAAUAGACAUAAGACGGAUAAGAUGGAUGUGCAAACAUUCAACAGAUGACACAAACAAGUCAAUAUACACAGUAUAUACUAUAUGAUACAAUAAUAGGCAAACUAAAUUAAUUUGACCAAUAGGCAAAUUAUAGAUUAAUAAAAUCUGCUUCAAUAUAUAUUUCAGUGAUAUGCAUGUGCAUACUUAAGGAUAGCAUUCCAGUUAAGGGGCAUCAUACUUCAUUCAGUAAAAAUGUUACAUUUAUAGUUAACUGAGAAUUAACAAACGGCGACUUUUCACUAGAUGGCACCACAUAGGGACUUUUUGAAAUAGGCUAUACUUUUUUAAAUCACAUUUUAAUUGCUUUUCAAACACGAGAUAUAUCAGCCAUUAAUUAGACCUAUUAACCAUAGCUAAUUAUGUUAUUAAAAUUAUUAAAAUUAUUUAAAUUCAAAUAUUUAUCCUUGUCAGGUAGAGUCCACGAGCGCCCCAAAACAAAGCAACAAAACCGGGCAAAAAAAAACGUAAAAGAAGGGGGCGUGGAGCGGCGCUGCAUAGAAUAAGCCGAGCCUUGCAUGUGUUGUAAACGUUAGUGAGUUUCUCUUGUGACCCCUCUAAAUUCAAACUAACACUAACCUAACAUGGAGGGGCGCACGGCUCCCCUUCUCCUCUGUCAGCGAACCACGCCUCACGCUGCCUUCUAACGUCGGCCAUAUUGACUAUUUUAGCUAAUCUCCUUGCGGUAGGUUGUGGAGCUUCUGUGAUCAUCACCGUUAGAACAGCGUGCCAUUGGAUAUACGGUGAUCGCCACUAGGAAAUAACAGUUCGCAUUCAUCCGGAGUGUGACUUACAUCUCGGGGGACAUUUGUAUUGUUUUAGAAAACGCAGUGCAUUCCUGAGGGGCCUACAGUCCUGUGAUAGAGGACAAGAUUUUCUUCUUUUCUUGAUUACGUGGGAAGGGAGGAGAGGAGACAAGAUGCCGAAACCAAUUAAUGUGCGUGUGACUACUAUGGAUGCGGAGCUGGAAUUUGCCAUCCAGCCCAACACCACUGGCAAACAGCUCUUUGAUCAGGUGGUAAAGACAGUAGGUCUGCGAGAGGUCUGGUUUUUCGGUCUGCAGUACGUGGACAGUAAAGGCUACACAACAUGGCUGAAGCUCAAUAAGAAGGUAACUCAGCAGGAUGUUAGAAAGGAAAACCCUCUGCAGUUCAAGUUCCGGGCAAAGUUUUUUCCAGAAGAUGUUUCUGAAGAGCUGAUCCAAGAGAUAACUCAACGUCUCUUCUUCUUACAGGUGAAGGAAGCCAUUUUGAAUGAUGAGAUUUACUGCCCUCCGGAGACAGCAGUUCUACUGGCCUCUUACUCUGUUCAGGCCAAGUACGCCGACUACAACAGAGACAUCCACAAGCCCGGUUACCUCACCAAUGACAGGCUGCUACCACAGAGAGUUUUGGAGCAACACAAACUGACUAAAGAACAGUGGGAGGACAGAAUACAGACAUGGCAUGAGGAGCACAGGGGUAUGCUAAGAGAGGAUUCUAUGAUGGAGUAUUUGAAGAUCGCUCAGGAUCUGGAGAUGUAUGGAGUGAAUUACUUUGAGAUCAAAAAUAAGAAGGGAACCGAGCUCUGGUUGGGAGUGGAUGCUCUUGGUCUUAACAUUUAUGAACAUGAAGACAAGCUCACACCAAAGAUUGGGUUCCCAUGGAGUGAGAUCCGAAACAUUUCUUUUAAUGAUAAGAAGUUUGUCAUCAAGCCCAUUGAUAAAAAAGCACCCGACUUUGUGUUCUACGCACCACGGCUGCGAAUCAACAAGCGCAUCCUGGCUCUGUGUAUGGGCAACCAUGAGCUGUACAUGAGGAGGAGGAAGCCUGACACCAUUGAGGUGCAGCAGAUGAAGGCUCAGGCCAGAGAAGAAAAACACCAGAAGCAGAUCGAGAGAGCUCAGCUUGAGAACGAGAAGAAGAAACGAGAGCAUGCAGAAAAGGAGAAGGAGAGAAUAGAGCGAGAAAAGGAUGAGUUAAUCGAGAGGCUGAGACAGAUUGAGGAACAGACGAUAAAAGCACAGAAAGAGCUGGAGGAGCAAACACGCAAAGCUCUAGAGCUUGAACAAGAGCGAAAAAGAGCAAAAGAAGAGGCCGAGAGGCUGGAGAAAGAGAAACAGGCAGCCGAGGAGGCCAAAGCGGCACUGGCUAAACAAGCAGCUGACCAGAUGAAGAACCAGGAGCAAUUGGCAGCUGAGUUGGGAGAAUUCACUGCCAAAAUCGCCCUGCUGGAGGAUGCCAAGAGGAAAAAGGAAGAGGAGGCAACAGAAUGGCAGCAUAAAGCGUUGUCUGCUCAGGAAGAUUUAGAAAAAACUAAAGAGGAGCUGAAGUGUGUGAUGUCAGCUACAGCCGGUGGUGCGUCCGAGAACGAACAUGACGAGCAUGACGAGAGCAGCGCAGAGGCCAGUGCUGAGCUCUCUAACGACGGAGUUGCUCACCAGAGAAGUGAGGAAGAACGGCUUACAGAGACCCAGAAGAACGAACGUGUCAAAAAACAACUACAGGCCUUGAGCUCAGAACUGGCCCAGGCCCGUGAUGAUUCCAAGAAGACCCAAAAUGAUGUUUUGCAUGCAGAGAAUGUGAAGGCCGGCCGGGAUAAAUACAAGACCCUACGCCAGAUCCGCCAGGGCAACACCAAGCAGCGUAUUGAUGAGUUCGAGUCCAUGUGAUGGCUGUACAUCCUCUUUGAUUGCCCCACUUUCCACCCCGUAGCCCUGAUGCCUUCAUGGCUGGCUUACAAGCACAGCUUUUACCUGCCCUUACUUCUCCUAUAGACCGAUGAUCCUUGACCUUUGACCCCCUUCAGAGAGCUUGAGGGACACGGUUGCCCCUCCCUCAAGCUUUGCCAAAGCUCUCUCCGCCUGUGAACAGCCCAUCCAGCUGUUUCCACGUAUUGAGCUCCUCACAGCCCUACUCCAGAAUCGUCCAGUUUAGGAGCAAGUGGUGCAUCACGCUGAACUCUUGAAUGAUGAUUUUGUUUUACUAAAUGCUUGGAAGUAUGUAUUUUAGAAGAGCCUGAAAUGAGUUUAAGCAAAAUUAGUUUUUAUGAAACUGCCAUUUGUUUGUUUUUUGCUUUGUUUGGGUUUUUUUUUUUUUUUUUUAAGGCUACAGCUAUAUGCUCACGAUGUGGAAAUCAGCAUUCAGGGUUUGGAAGAAAAGGGUCAUGUGAAAGUUGUGUGCAACUUAAGAAUCACAGUGCCACAUCCACAUACCCCGAAGAGCACAAAGAGCACCUCUCCACAUUAAAGUCCUGUCAUCAAAUCAAAUUCAGAGCCACCGAAGUCAAGUAAAGAAUGUAGAAAAAGAGGCACCUAUCUUUUGAAUGAAUGUGAACCAAAUCUAUGGCUAACCAAAGGGAGGCUAUCGCUCUCGCUAGCCACGUGCGUACGUCCGUAAUUACUGUGGAUUUAGACGGGACAAGACCUUCGUUGCUUUUUUAUUUCUUCAGUGCAAGACGUUGUUUGAUUCGGGAUGCAGCUGUGAGCGCUUGUGUUGGGUCCGUUGAUCUUGACGGUAGAAUUCUCCCAAACACCCAGUGUUUCUUGUCCAGUCUCCAUAUCGAUGGUUUUCCCUGCCUGCCGGCUCACAAAGGCCAGGGCCGACAGAUGGACAGACAGACAAACCGCCUGAUUAGCUUGUUUCCAUUUGAUAGCAAUAUUAUGGGGAAACUGCUUGAGGAAAUGAAUUUGCGGCAUCGAUGGAGAGUUGUGUGCAUGUGUGCGCUUUGUCUCUCUGUUCAUCUCUGCCACCCCCUCUUCCCUCUUCCCCUUUCAUUUUUGUGUGAAUGUAUUAGUACACCUGCACGCACAUGUGGUUGUUCUGCACUACCUGUGGCCUUUCUGGCUGGGGAGCAUAUGAAAACAUCAGUCCUGUUCUCAGGAUGAAUCGCUACCUCAUUACUAUCAAACAUGGUGACUGGUUAGUCAAACACUUGGUGUACGGCAGAGAGAGGCACAUGUUAUUUCGUUUUUAAGUUGGUCUCACCCCGAUCAUAAUCUUGCCGUUUGUGCUUGUUGUUUUUGAACAUCUAUUAAAAAUUGACUGUAGGUAGAUGUACUCUUACAAUGUUGCUUUGGCUGGUUAGGAUCGUAUGGAAUUGUUUUCUUUUGCAGCACUAAGAUAGAUAAGCGGCUGAUAAUUUAUCCUCAAGAAAAACUGCAGUUUAAUACCAAAGCUAUCUUGUCAGUAUUUUAUUCUUAUUUAGCAUGUGGAGUUAUGACAACAGUUAUGGCAGAUUGUGUGGUAUCUGGUCCUACUGCAGUGUGUUGACCCAUUUCUUGUUCUUGAUGAGCCUUCUCUCAAGAUCCUACCCACCCAGAACCUUCUCAGAAUUGCUAACGGGUCUCGGACCUAUGGACUUCUCCAGGCUUUUUUCACCAUGCAAUAUUUUCUCUGCUCAGCUGGUACGUGUGCUGUAGUGCAGUAGAAACCCAGUAACUCUCAGUAUUCAUGGCCUGUAUGUCUUAUUUCAGAGUUUGCAUGGUAAAAUAUCUUCAGCAUAUACAGAUAAUGUAGGCCAAUAAAAAAACUCCUUAUAUAUAUAUAUACACCUGGAUUUUAUUUUGCACUAAUGUGCAAAGAUGUCAUCUUUUAUUUAAAGACAGCUGGGGAAAUGUUUUAACGUUACCUUCAUACCAGAAUGUUCAGGAAAGUUCAAAAGCACUUGUUUUGUCCUGCUUUUUAUCUCAAGGCAGGUGUCCAUGAGCAGAUGUAUUUGCCAUAGCAAGAUAAAUGUGCUUCCAUUUUUUUUUUUUUUUUUUUUCUCCUUCUAAAGAUUUCUGAACCAAAACCAGCAGCAUUUGCAUUUACUGAAAGGGAGAGAAAAACACUCAAGGUCACAAUGUGUAUUUGUUUGCUUUUUAAUUUUAAUAUUUGUUUUUUGGAGGGGGGCGGGAUUACAGUUUAUUUUUCCUCCUCUUUUUUUUUGUUCUAAUAGCUUUCUGUUACAUAGAAAUAAAAUGUUGCCUGUGACAAAUAUUUGGUUGAAAAUAAAGAUUGAAUAUUUA